Messenger RNA from Pneumocystis jirovecii RU7, 3114 nucleotides. RefSeq lists its product as uncharacterized. NCBI's taxonomy places the organism in Eukaryota, Fungi, Ascomycota, Pneumocystomycetes, Pneumocystales, Pneumocystaceae. The transcript has a single exon. Bases 1 to 3114 code for a protein of 1037 amino acids. The record is from RefSeq and is a predicted model, not a curated record.
AUGGAAACCCAAACUCAACCACACACCACAGCACAGCCCACUUUCGUCGGCCACAGCUUGGCGCGGGCGGUGGCGCGGGCGGUUAAGCGGCGAGCUGUAAAAGCACCAGGGCAAUAUGAUGAUGAAGUGAGCAUUUUGGCGUUGAUUUUAAAAGAAAAUUACGAAGAAGAUCAAAAAUGCAAAGAAGAAUUGAGCAAAUAUUGUGAAAACUUAAAGAAAAUAGGUUUAAAAGACGAACAAAUACAUAAUAAAUUAAAAGAUUUAUGUAAUACUGGAAAACAAGAUGCAAAAUGCCAAGAAAUAAAAAAUAAAGUUACUCAAAAGUGCAAUGAAUUUAAAACAGAAUUGGAAAAAUUGGCGAAUAAGGAUGCCUCAGAUUUGACAAAUGAUGAAUGUACGAAAAAUGAACAACAGUGCUUAUUUUUAGAAGGAGCAUGCUCAAAAAAUCUUAAAGAUAAUUGCAAUAAAUUAAGGAAUAACUGUUAUCAAAAGAAGCGUGACAAAGUGGCUAAAGAAGCUCUUUUAAGGGCACUUAGUGGAAGUCUAACCAAUGAUAGUACAUGCGAAAAGAAACUUAAAGAACUUUGUCCAAAGUUAGGUCAAGAAAGUGAUGAAUUAGCGCAAAAGUGUUUUGAUACGGGCUCAGCAUGCACCUCUCUGACAAAAGCAGCAAAAGAAAAGUGUAAAUCUUUGAAGAAGAAAAUAGAGGAAGUAUUAAAACUUAAUGGGGAGUUACAAAAAAAAGGGCAUUCUUUACUUAAAGAAUGUCAUUUUCACAGUAAGAACUGCGAAACAGACAAACCGAAUUGUAAUGACUUAAAGAAAAAAUGUAAAAAUGCAGGAAUAAUUUAUAUACCACCAGGCUCAAAAUUUGAUCCUACAAGACCAGAGGCUACGCUAGCAGAAAAAAUAGGUUUGGAAGAACUUUACAAAGAAGCAGCGACACAGGGAGUUCUGAUUGGAAGAACACUAAAAGAAGAUAUUGUUGAUUUAUUAGUGUUUCUGUCAGAAGACAAUUUUGAUAAAGAUAAAUGCAAAACUGUACUCAGUACUAAAUGUAAUUCUAUUAAACAUUUAGCAGAAAAUUUAGAAAAUUUAUGUAAAAAUGCAAACAGUUAUGAAAAUCAAUGUAAAGAAUUUGAAGAAGAAUUUAAAAGAAAAAAGGCUUUUCUAACUGCAAAGUUUAAAAACAAAGAAUUUAAAGAUGACAUCACAUUAUGGGGUGAAUUACCAAGUCUCCUUACCGAAAAUGACUGCACGAGAUUACAAUCAGACUGUUUUUAUUUCAAAAGCCAAACAUCUUUUGAUAAACAUUGUAGGAAUGUUAAGGCAGCAUGUUAUAAAAAAGGACGUAACGCACUUGCAUACCAAGUACUGCAAGACAAAAUGCGAGGAAAAUUCCAGUAUACAAAUGAUACAUGGUUUGAAAUGCUUCAAAAAGAGUUAGUAAAGGUGUGUGUGGAUCUGAAAGGAACGAGUAAUGAAUUGUUUGUGUUAUGUGUGAAACCGAAAGAAGGAGUCAAUGCAGUAUUAAUGGAUUUACAUAUGAAAACAGAUUUAUUGCAAGAAGAUUUAAAUGAAAAACGAGAUUUUCCUAUGAAGCAGGAUUGCAGAGAAUUGCGAAAGAAGUGCGAUGAUCUGAAACAAGACUUUAAGGAAUUUGAAUGGCCCUGUUAUACGCUAGAGCAUCAUUGCAAUAGGAUGGAUAUUGCUGAACAAUUGGAAGAAAGGUUGUUGGAAGAAAAGGUGAAGGAUUUGGAUAAGUUCGAUUCAUGUUUAAAAAAUCUGGGAGAACAAUGUCAUAAAUGGAGUAGAAGAGGAAGAGCACAAUUUGCUCUCGCAUGCGUAGCACAGAAUAUUACAUGCAAGAUUCUUACAGGAAGCGUAGGGUCUAAGUGUACUACAUUGAAAGGACGUAUGAAAGCAAGUGAUGUUAUAAAGACUGCAAAGGAUAAUGACAAAAAUGAAGCGACUUGCAACUCUUGGGCACCCUAUUGUAAAAAAUUUGUGUCAAGUUGCCAGAAUCUAACGACUUCUGGUGAUGGGGAAUGUGAAAAGCUUAACAAGGAAUGUGAAUCAUUCAUUAAAAGAAAGGAAUUGGAAGAAAAAGUAAUCGAUGAAUUAAAGGGUGCUUUGAAAACGGAACAAGAGUGUCAAAAUACACUUGAAAAAUACUGCACACAAUGGACAAAUGCAACUAAUCAUCUUAGCACUUUGUGCACAGACAAAACUAAUAAAAAUGGAAAUGCUAAGAAAAAACUCUGCAAAAAACUAGUAGAACGAGUAAAAAAUCAAUGUCCUGUAUUGCAAGUAAAACUCACGAAGGCAAGUGAGGAGCUACCUAAAAAAAAAGAAGACUACGAGAAGCUUAAAACUGAAGCGGUGAAAGCAAUGAAUGAUGCAAAUUUCGUUUUAUCAAAAGCAAAAGCAACAGAUGAUAAAUCUGCAGGCAAAGCAGCACCAGCAGCACCAGCAGCACCAUCAGGAUCAGCGCCAUCAGGAUCAGCACCAGCAGCACCGAAUACAACACAAAACACAGUAUUAUUUAAACUUGUAAGAAGAAGUAUAAACACACCUGUGACAGAAAAAACAUAUGUUACAGAAAGAGAGUUAAAAGCAUUUGAUUUAGUAUCUCAAGCAUUUAGCUUGUAUGUAGAAUUAAAAGAAUUGUGUCAUGAUUCAGAGAAAGGAUGUGGAUUUAAGAAGGAAUGUGAAGACAUUAAGGACGCAUGCACUAAAAUUGAAAAAGCAUGUGGUGGAUUGAAACCACUAGAAAUAAAACCACACGAAAUAGAAACAACGACAACAACAACGACAACAACAACAACAACAACAAAGACAGAAGGAGAAGGAAAGACGGCAGAGUGCCAGUCUCUGCAGACAACAGACACAUGGGUCACAAAAACAUCAACACAUACCAGCACAUCUACGACCACGUCCACGGUCACAUCGAGAAUAACACUCACCUCGACGAGGCGGUGUAAGCCUACGAAGUGUACGACAGGAGAGGAAGAUGAAGCGGGUGAGGUGAAGCCGAGUGAAGGGUUGAGGAUGAGUGGGUGGAGUGUGAUGAGGGGGGUGUUGGUGGCAAUGAUGAUUUCAUUCAUGAUUUAA